Molecule: messenger RNA, 6525 nt
Organism: Ostrea edulis (European flat oyster)
Lineage: Eukaryota; Metazoa; Mollusca; Bivalvia; Ostreida; Ostreidae
Product: AT-rich interactive domain-containing protein 4B-like
Biological process (GO): regulation of transcription by RNA polymerase II
Cellular component (GO): nucleus
Molecular function (GO): transcription cis-regulatory region binding
Source: RefSeq, a predicted model, not a curated record
GUUGUUGUUGAGCCAUGGUUGAUGUACGUUGCGCCGAAAGUAGAAACCUUGUGGGACUUGUUUACUGACAUUUCUCAAAGAUCAUUGGAAGAAUUGUGGUGAUAUUUUGAAGUAUUGUACAUUGGAUAGCCAGGAUUCAUAUCCAUAUAAACACAAAUGGCAGGGGAUGACCCUCCCUUUUUACCAGUUGGCACUGAAGUUAGUGCCAAAUACAGAGGGGCAUUUUGUGAGGCAAAGGUGAAGAAAAUUGUAAAAUCAGUUAAAUGCAAGAUAUAUCUCAAAGAGACCUUGACGUCCAUUAUUGUGAUUGAUGACACCAUUAUAAAGGGAAUAUUAAAAGUUGGUGCUACUGUAGAAUACAAGAAUCCGGACAAUGGACAGAUUAUGGAAGCUGUGGUUAACAAGUUGACUGAUUGUAGCAUGUACACAGUGGUUUUUGAUGAUGGUGAUGAAAAAACCCUCAGAAGAUCUCAGUGUUGUCUAAAAGGAGAAAAACACUUCAUUGAAAGUGAGACUCUUGAUAAUCUGCCUUUGUCUCACCCGGAGCACUUUGGAACACCAGUAAUGAACAGCAAGACUAAAAGACGAAGUGGGCGACCAGUUUUUGGAAAUGAGGAAGAAGAUUCAGAAGAAGAGAGCACGGAUGAGAGCCUCCCCAGGAGAGCUUCGUACAAGGGGCGGAACCAGGAGCUGGUGGGGAAGGUGUUCCUAGCAGAGAUUGGAGAGAAGAAGAAGCAGGUAUUGCCUGUCCUGGUCGUCCUACCUGAUGCUCAUGCUACAGAACUCAAAACCAAAGACCACUUUCUGGUCAAAUCGUUCAAAGAUGGAAAAUUCCAUACUUAUGUAAGGAAAGAACUGAAGGAAUUUAGCAAAGAGUCCAUUGCAAAGAUUGAAGACAAGAAUGCAAAGCAAGCUUUAGAACGAGCUGUCACCUAUUCUGAUAAUCAGGAACUGCCCAGUAACUAGAGAGAGGAGUUGCUGGGUACAGACGAGGAAGAUUUUUCAGAUGAGGAAGAGGCUUCAGAUGAUGAACCAAGUGAGGAGAAAGACCGUUUUAUUGCUCAAUUGUACAAAUUCAUGGACGACAGAGGAACGUCAAUUAACAAAAUGCCAACACUGGGAAACAAAGACUUGAGUCUGUAUCGUCUGUUCAACAUUGUGCAGAACUUGGGUGGCUACAAUAAGGUAACAAAUCUCAAUAAGUGGAAAGCUGUUGCUGGUAGAAUGAAGACUGGAUUACCUUCACAGAACAUGGUGUCCCAUCAACUUAAAACCGCAUACAAAAAGUACUUGCAUGCAUUUGAGGAUUUUUAUCGGAAGUUGGGAAGCACCAUGGGAACGAUCAGUAGACCAGGUCGGAGUCGCAAUAAUUCUGGGAGAGGAAUGGGGGUCUAUAAAGGGCAGAUCAAGGAACAGGAAAAGGAAAUUGCUGCUGACAAGCAAGACUCCAAGAGUGAUGCAGAAUCUGACACAGAAGAUGGAGAUUCCCGAUCGACACGAUCUCCCCCGAAACGUGAGAGAAUUACGAGGCGGGAUUUGGACUUGGUGUUUAAGGAAAAUAGAGAAAGACGAGAUGGUAGCAAAGAUUCAAGACGAAGUGACACAUUUAAACAUGAAGAAGAGGGGAAGAAAACGGUAACAAUCAAAGAGGAGGGGAAAAAGACAAAGUCCAACAAGAAGCAGGAAGACAAGAAAGAGAGUGAGGAUGAGGAAGUAGAGACAGGAAAACAGGAGGAUAAGAAAAAGACUGUCAGAAGAAGAUCAGCAAGAAAGGAAGAUGUGAAGAAGGAGGAAGACGAAGAAACAGAAGACAAAAAAACAGAGACUAAGACAAAAACCAAAGUUCUGGCAGCCAAGGAAUCAGAGGUCAAACCGGGAAUGAAGAAACAGGAAGAAACAAAAGAUGCCAAAAUCGAAAAGAAAGAUGACAAGAAAAUUGAUGCCAAAAAAGAGAAGACUAAGGUGACUAAGAAGGAUGUGAAGAAGGAGGUGGAGGAGGAGAAUAAAGAUGUAGAAAAGGUGGAAAAAAAGACUAAGAAGGAUGGAGGGAAGAAGGCAAAGAAUGAAGAGGAGACGAGUACUGGGAAGAAAAAGGCGAAAGAGGAGGUGGAGGAGGACAUGAUCAUUGCAGAUGACGCCAAAACUUUGACAGCUAAUGAAUAUCCAUUGGGUACCAAGCUUCAAGUUCGAUAUGGAAAAGGCAGAACAGAAAAAGUGUAUGAUGCAAAGAUCAUUGAAAUUCAGAAAAAUGCCGGACUUCAGUAUCUUGUACAUUAUGCAGGCUGGAAUACGAGGUAUGAUGAAUGGAUCCGUCCAGAGCAGGUUGUGAAUGUCCUGAACAGACCCAGUGAUGCUGCCAUUCUGAAAAAGAAAGCCAAAGAAUCUCCUCCCAAGUCUCCUAAAGGUCAAGCCAGUAAAAAGGGGAAAUCUCCUGCAGCUGCUCCUUGUCCUGGUUCCUUACCUGUCGUCCAGCGGGAUUCUCGCCCGGUCAAACGAUCUCCAGCUCACACACCAAAUACUCCACAUCUCAAACAGAACAAGCAGCAGAGACCAACUCGAUCCAACAGCAUAGAACAGAAAGGACUCGACAGCCUUCCAGGAAAACCAAGAAGAACACGUAAGACAUCAGGGGUGACAGAAUCUUCAGACUUGGUUUCUCAAGGGUCAGUGAGUGAUGACAACAAUGAGUUUGAAGGAGACAUUGAGUCUGAUGGAACCGACUCUGUAGAACUAAAGUCUGGAAGAGACAAGGAUGAAAUGUCAGAGAAAUCAGAAGACUCCAAGCCAGACAAAGAAGAUGAUGAUAGGUUACUAAUGGAUUACAGUAAAAUUGUGGAUAAGAAAACGGACAUGCUAGCUGUGGAGCAAGACUUGCUGAACAAGGCUGCAGAGAUUGAGAAAGUUAAUGAACUUGUAGAAGAAAAAGAAAAUAAAACAGCUGAUUUGAAGUUUGAUGUCAAAGGAAAGGAAGAAAAGUCCGAUAAACUUGAGGAUCUCAUUGUAAAAAGUCCUCCAAAACUGGAUAGCAUCGGGAAAAGUCAAUUGUUGCCAACAAAAGAUUUAGAAAUGCCUACCAUUCAGGCAGUUGAUGAUCAUUUAGUAGCAAGCCCAUCUUCUGGAAAUCGAGAAAAGAAGGAAGAAGGGGAAAACAAUUCAAAUGAUAAGGUGUUGAGUCCAAAGGAACCCCAAGAGGAUUUGACAUCUGAGAAAAUUGUGAAAGGUGUUGAGGGUAUUUCAGAUUGUGGAUUGGAUGAUAGGUUUGAAUUUAAGGAGGAGGAAGAGUUAGAAAAUUUCUCCGAGGUGACUGUAGAAAAAGAAGUCAAAGAAAAAGCAAAGACUACAGAUUCAAAGGAAAAAAUGGAAAAUGAAGUAGAGAAGAAGCAAAGAGGAAGAAAGAAAGAUCCUAGUAAAAUAGCAGAGAAAAAGGAACCAGCAAAGGAGAAGAAGAGAGGCAGACCUUCUUUGGCUUCCAUAGCAGAGAAGAAAGCAGCCGGACAAGUGCCAGCAAAAUUACAGGAGGAUAGUGAACCAGUGCCUAAAAAGAUCAAAGAAAAAGUUGUAGAUGAGACUGGAGAUCUUCCAUCAGAGUCCGCUAACAAAGUGGAAGAACUGACCUUUGAACCUGCCACUAAGAAUGAUGAAGAAAUUCCAAAGGAGGAAAAUGAAUUUGAAAAGAAGAAAGUGAAAAAGAAAAUGAAGAGGAAACUUGAAGUAAACAGUGACACAGAGAUAGAGAAGAAGGAGAAGAGGGAACCAUGUAAGGGAUUAGGGAAGGCCAGUAAAGUAGAGAAGACUAUUAAAUCAAAAGGAAAAAAGGUCAAAGAAGAGGAGGAUGUGGAUUCUUUAUGCACUAAUGAGUGGGAGGACAAUAGCCAUGGUGAGAGUGACACUGUUCUCAGUGAUUCUAACAAAUCUCAAUCUGUGAUCCCCUCAGAAUCUGACACAGCUGGUGCUGAUCAUUCUGAAAGUGCUACUAAAGACAUUGCAAAGGACACUGGUGCCAUUCUUAAAGAAUCUUGCUUAGAAUCAAAAUCGGAGGAGUCCAUGGACUCAAAAUGUUCCACCAGUCGCUUACCAAAUGCAAGUGCUUUAUAUGAAAACACCCCGCCCACUACCCCCGAACAUGAGAUGGAUGUUCCCUCUGCAUCACGGGAGCAAACACAUGACCUGGUUAAGACUGACUGUAACAACAGUAAUGAUCAGCAAUAUGCAAGCGAGUCUCCAUCAGGAAACGCAAGUCCGUCGUCCAAUGAUGGCAGUGUGGGAAGUGGCAAUGUGGCCUGUUCUGAGAGCAGCAAUAAUGAGGCGCCCGUUCAUACUAGUCUUGGGAAACGCAGGAGGGAAUCUGAAGAGGUCACGCCCUCCAAGAGGAAGAGGAGGGGGAAGCAGAAACCAGAGAGAAGGCUUACAAAGCAAGCAGGGAGUGACAGUGAUGAAGGACCAGAAAGGCACUACAGCCCAGAUCCAGGGUCUGCCUCCCCAACCAAAGUGUCAUCUCCUGUCAGGACGCAGUCUCAGAGAACUCCGAAAUACCAGCUCAAUCUAGAAGAUGGCAAAUAUUUAGAGGGAGAAAAGCGAAUUGCUUUCUUAAUGGAUAAAAUCCAAGAAAUGCGCAAAAUCUACAUGAAUCUCAAAUCAGAGGUAGCAUGUAUUGACAGGCGGAGGAAACGUGCCAGAAGGCGUGAAAGGGAAAGAGAAAGUGCCCAGAACUCAUCCAGUGGUACACCAGAAGGGGAGACUACUCGGUGACAAUGAAUGACUUGACAUUUUCUCAUGUCUUCGUGUAACCCAGUGAAACCUUUGAUCCACCACUGCAUUGUUCUGAUGUGUUCAGGAAAAACAACACACCUAGCUGAAUCUCUAAUACAAAGAAUUAUAUUUCUCCAACAGCCAAGCUGCCUGAUGUAUUAUAAAUCCAGUGACUUUGUAUGUCCAUGAAAUGUACAUUGUAUGUAUCAUAUACAUAUGAUGAAGUAUCGUAUACAUAUGAUGAUCUUAAUAUGUACAUAGUCUAUUUUACUACAAUUUUUUUGUGAAAACAGCAAAUGAUGCUUAUUUACAAAUGACAUUUAUGUAAAAAGUAAAGGAAAAUGUGUUUUUAACCAGUUAUAGAAUUUAGGGAAAAUAUUUCUUUCCCAAGAUGAUGCUUGGCAUGUAUAUAUAAGGUUUAUAUUUAACUCCUGGCACAAAUGAUACAAAGAAAUAUUUGUUAGUAUGAGAGGCAGCAUUAAACUUGUGUUUAUACAGAUACAUGUACUCUACAUGUGCAUGUAUCGAGUCCAUGUGGCCAGAUAGAAAAAAAUAAAUUACCUGAGAUUUUAUAUAAAACAGGGAGGAGACUUUUGGGUCAUGACUUUAAACACUGCCAAGUUAUUUUACAGACGUGGUGGGUUAACACAGUAUUGAUACGUAACAUAAUUUUCUUGUUAACAAGUAAAAGUACAUGUAUGUUGCUUGCAGUAGGAUAGUGAAAUCAGUGUGUAGGGAUGGUGAUUUGUCAGAGUUACAUCUGAAAUAUUCAGCAAUACAUACAGUGAGUGACUGUUGAGGUAAGGAAGGGGUGUGUAGUUAUGCAGUCAACAUAUUUUGUACUUGCAUGUACAUUGCAAAUCUUCUUGACCAUAUGGGAAAUGUGCAAUCUGUAGUAUUUGAACCAUUGCAAAACAGUUAUUAUCCCAAAAUCUUCACAUGGGCCAUUGUACUUACAUGUAUAUUAAAAGUUCUCAUCUGGGAAAAUUAAUAAUUUCCAAUGCCCCAUUUUUUUCUCUUUUGUUUUACCCUUUAGAUUUGUAGAAUCUGAAUGUAGGUGAUACUCAGGAAGUCUAGUGUAUUGCAAAACCUUCCUUGUUCUGUUUCAAGAGUGCAAUGACAAUAUGGAUGUCAUUUUGACUAAAAGUGCUUUUCAUGAACAAUUGUUAUAAAUUGAUAUUAGUUUAACAUUUUAAGAUGUGUGUAUUGAUUUUUUUUUUUCCCUUUUAUUACUGAAAUGACAAUUUUGCUUUUAAAGGUCUCCCUGUGUUAUAUAUUUAUAGAAUGUUAUUGUGUUUAGGUGCAUUCCAAAAAAGCUGUUGAAGAUUUUUACGACAAUUGUAGUGCUGUUAUUGUUACAAUCAGAAGUAGGUUGUAUACGCUGUUAAUUACAGCUAAUUGUGAUACACAUUAUUUAUUUCACUAAUGUGUGGUGAUGAUAAUGAUAAUCAUGACUCUCGUCAUUUAGGAUUUGAAGAAAUAAAAAAAAAAUCAGAUACUAGGCUUCCAGAAGAAGUAGCUUUUGAACAUUAACGUGUUAAAUGUGGAGCAUGAGACUAGAUAGAACCGUGAUUUUAUGUGAAGAAUCGUACUUUUGUAAAGUACCUAUUUAAAUGAGCAAAUAGUAAGUAUGCCGUCUUAGAGACCAUUUUGACAUUGCUCUUGGCAUCAUUAGAAUACCUGAACACAGAAUUGUCUGUGUAAUCUUAGUAUAGAUUCAUUGUACAGUUUAUUCAGUCUUAUUUAUUACUCAUCAAUAAACUGUAAAAAUUGAAA